AUGGCUGAAGCUACCCUUCACAACGUGCCAAUUGUCAUCGACAAUGGCAGUGGGACCAUUCGUGCUGGAUUCGCAGGCGAAGAAAUCCCAUCAUGUUAUUUCCCCUCGUUCGUCGGUCGUCCCAAACAUCCCCGGGUGAUGGCCGGCGGUCUCGAGGGUGACUCGUUCAUCGGUGCUCGCGCCCAAGAACUCCGGGGGCUGUUAAAAAUCCGCUAUCCCCUUGAGCAUGGUAUUGUCACAAAUUGGGAUGAUAUGGAAUCCAUCUGGCACUAUGUCUACGAAAACGAGCUCAAAACCCUCCCUGAGGAGCACCCCGUAUUGCUCACCGAACCACCGCUGAACCCUCGCGCCAACCGCGACAUGGCCGCGCAGAUAAUGUUUGAGGCAUUCAAUGUGCCGGCAUUGUAUGCGUCCAUCCAGGCUGUUUUGUCUCUCUACGCGUCCGGACGCACCACGGGUGUGGUCCUAGACUCCGGAGACGGUGUAUCGCACGCUGUGCCCGUCUUUGAGGGUUUCGCUAUUCCCAACAGUAUUCGCAGGAUCGAUGUGGCUGGACGAGAUGUGACAGAACAAAUGCAGUUGCUCCUACGGAAAUCUGGCCAUGUGCUGCAUACUAGUGCCGAGAAAGAAGUGGUGCGGAUGAUCAAAGAGAAGGUCUGCUACGUGUCCUUAGACCCAAAGCGCGAGGAGAAGGAGUGGAUGAACAACUAUCACAAAUCGGAAGCCAAAGCAGUCGAUUACACCCUGCCAGAUGGCCACAAGAUCAAGAUCGGUCAAGAACGCUACCGCGCGCCCGAAAUCCUUUUCGAUCCUGAACUCAUCGGUCUGGAAUACCCUGGUGUGCACCAGAUCGUCCAGGACGCCAUAACACGCACAGACCUCGACCUGCGAAAAUCGUUAUACCUCAACAUAGUGCUCUCCGGUGGCUCAACCCUGUGCAAGAACUUCCCAGAUCGUCUGAUGCGUGAGAUCAAGCGAUUGGCUGUUGAGGAUAUGAAGAUUCGGAUCUCUGCACCGGCGGAGCGCAAGUAUACCACCUGGAUCGGUGGUAGCAUUCUUGCUGGUCUGAGCACCUUCAGAAAGAUGUGGGUGAGCGCCGACGAAUGGCAUGAGGAUCCAGAGAUCAUCUUCAAGAAAUUUGCCUAA
This is a messenger RNA of Penicillium macrosclerotiorum, 1146 nucleotides long. RefSeq names its product actin-related protein ArpA. The coding region runs from base 1 to 1146 and encodes 381 amino acids. NCBI's taxonomy places the organism in Eukaryota, Fungi, Ascomycota, Eurotiomycetes, Eurotiales, Aspergillaceae. The transcript is spliced from 3 exons. The record is from RefSeq and is a predicted model, not a curated record.